AUGGACUGCGUGGCAUGCGUCAGAUCCCACACCGACCUGGUGCCCGAGAUCGCCAUCGUCCUGGGCUCCGGCCUGGGCGCGAUCGCGGACGAGCUGGAUGAGGCCGUGGCCAUCCCCUACCGCGAAAUCCCCCACUUCCACGCGCCUGGCGUCGUGGGCCACCCGGGCCGCCUGGUGCUGGGCUACCUGCAGGGCGUCCCCGCGCUCGUGCUGCAGGGCCGUUUCCAUUACUACGAGGGCCAUCCCAUGGACGAGGUCAUCCUGCCGAUCCGCAUGGCCAAGUACCUUGGCUGUCACUCCGCCAUCAUCACCAACGCGGCCGGCGGCCUCAACCCCGGCUUCAGCGCGGGGGACCUCAUGCUAAUCGAGGACCACAUCAACAUGAUCGGCUCCAACCCCCUCCGCGGCCCCAACCCCCCCGAGCUGGGGGGCCCCCGCUUCCUCGACCUGUCAGAGCCCUACGACGCCUCAUACAGCUCCACCCUGGCCCGCUGCGCCCACGACCUGGGGCUGCCGCCCCUGAGGCGGGGCGUGUAUGUGGGCGUGAGCGGCCCCACCUACGAGACGCGCGCGGAGGUCAGGAUGUUCAGGGUCAUCGCGGCGCGCCACCUGGGUGUGCGCGUGGUGGCGGUGUCGUGCAUUACCAACAUGGCCUGCGGCCUGGUGGAGGGCAAGGUGAGUCAUGAUGAUGUCAUGGAACAGGGUGCCGCUGCGGCCUCAAACAUGAGGCGCCUCAUGGUCGCGGCAGUGCCCCGCAUCUCUGCAAUGGCCACCGAGCGUGCGGCCGCCUCACGCCGCUGA
Monoraphidium neglectum is the source of this 801-nucleotide messenger RNA. RefSeq names its product purine-nucleoside phosphorylase. Gene Ontology annotation, cellular component: cytoplasm. Gene Ontology annotation, molecular function: purine-nucleoside phosphorylase activity. Bases 1 to 801 code for a protein of 266 amino acids. The record is from RefSeq and is a predicted model, not a curated record. NCBI's taxonomy places the organism in Eukaryota, Viridiplantae, Chlorophyta, Chlorophyceae, Sphaeropleales, Selenastraceae. Gene Ontology annotation, biological process: nucleoside metabolic process. The transcript is spliced from 6 exons.